This is a messenger RNA of Caenorhabditis elegans, 962 nucleotides long. It is a transcript of the gene clec-53, whose product is annotated as C-type lectin domain-containing protein. The record is from RefSeq and is marked reviewed. The transcript is spliced from 7 exons. NCBI's taxonomy places the organism in Eukaryota, Metazoa, Nematoda, Chromadorea, Rhabditida, Rhabditidae. Bases 7 to 933 code for a protein of 308 amino acids. Gene Ontology annotation, molecular function: carbohydrate binding.
AGUCAAAUGCUCCGACCACUGAUUCUUGCUCUGUGCCUUGUGGUACACUUGAUUUCUGCACAAUGUGGCCCCGGUUCGAUUUACCAACAAUCCAAUUCUAGAUGUCUUACAUUAUUCCGAGCUGCCGUAAAUUUCCAAACCGCUGAAUCAAUUUGUGCAACUUUAAGUGGUCAUUUAGUAUCCAUCCAUAAUGCAAUCGACAAUGCCUUUGUGUCAAGUCAAGCUCAGAAGUAUAUGGACGGAGGAGCAUGGAUUGGAGCACAAGCAAGUGCUCCAGACGUCACAAAUCCAUUAAAUUGGUAUUGGACUGAUGGUUCCAACUUUGAUUAUCAAAACUAUAAAGUUGGGCAGCCAACUCCACCUGGAUCAACUGCCUGCAUGCAACUUGAGACUGGAACUGCCAAAUGGCAAACUGCAAAUUGUACGAAUAAAUUACCAUUUAUAUGUUCUGCCGCUGCAACUGUAGUUCCAACUUGUCCUACUAUAACAAUUCCAAGUCAUUGUCCAUCUGGUUACACUUGGUUUGAGACUACUGAUUUCUGCUACAAGACCACUGUCCAAUUCACCAACUUUAACGAUGCUCGCAGCGCUUGCCAAGCUGAUGGAGGAGAUUUGGCCUCAAUUCAUUCUAUUGCGGAGAACGCGUUCCUAGUUGGUCUCUCAAAAGCCGGAAUCACGAACAAAGAUAAGGACUGGAAUGAUGAUGUUUGGAUUGGAUUGGUCUAUCAAAACUCAAAAUGGCAAUGGACUGAUGGAUCAGUAGUCAAUUAUGUUAACUGGGGAGAUGGAGAGCCAAAUAAUAUGAAUAAGGAAUGGUGGACCGCUCUAGUCGCCGACCCACACGAGGGUAAAAACAGCGAAGGAACUCGAUGGAACAACGUGCCACAAGACGAUCAAAGAGCUUUCCUUUGUAAAAUUGCUCCACUUCACUAAAUAAUUGAUUUGAAUAAAUAAUUUCAAUU